GGGAGCAGUGUUUACAGCGAUCGGUCCGAAGAAUCACGUCGUCGUCGUCGUCGUCGUCGUAGUUGUUGUCGCCGUCCGUCGUUGCCGCGCGUCAUAUGAGACGGUGAUUCGUUCGAUCGUUUUCGUUAUUACAAUAUUAUAUUAAAUUAUUUUUAGAGUAAAAAAUAUUUUAAAACGAUAAGACACAGCAACAAUCGUAUAAUAAUUCCGUGUUCGCCGCCACUCGACUGCGUACGACGCGCCGUUGUUCCUCUUAACCGCACCGGCCCAUAAUCCGUUGUUGUACACGAAACAAGCAUACAGACGGACCGAGACAGCUCCCGUUUGUCCGCCGCCGCGUCGUCAGCCGAUGUCAACUGCAGCACGGCGCUGUAGUCACGCCGCCGUGGUCGGCCGCCGACGUCGCCGCCGCCGAGUCACUUCCGUGCCGCCGCAGUCUGCCGCCACCGAUUCGCCUAGGACUAGUAGUCGCGACCACCGCCGCCGCAGCCGUUCCGACUGAACAUCUGACCGACGACUGCAAACUGUACGGGGUGUCAUCGACAUCUUAUGUGGCCAAAUAGCCUGUCAUCUGGAUGCAGCCAGGAGAGCGGCGGGGAGUUGGGCGGUUUCCCUGCUACUGCCGCGGCCGCAGCGUUCGCCGCCGCGGGUGGCUCGGGCGGCGCGCCGCCGUCACUAGGCUCGUCCAUGCAGGCCGCCGCCGCCGCGUACCACCUCAAGAACUCGGCGGCGUCUUCGCCGUACGCCGCCGUCAACAGCAUCGGUCUGAUGGACUCGUUGCAGACCAGCAUGGGCUGUUACCCAACGGCGGCCGGUCAGAACUACCACCACCAUCAUUCCACCACGUUGUCCCUGUUCAAUCACCUCGGCAACCCGAGAAAACAGCGACGUGAACGAACCACAUUCACCCGGACGCAGUUGGACGUGCUGGAAACAUUGUUCGCCAAGACUCGAUAUCCAGACAUAUUCAUGCGCGAAGAGGUUGCCCUGAAGAUCAACUUGCCCGAAUCCAGAGUACAGGUGUGGUUCAAGAACCGGAGGGCUAAAUGCCGGCAACAGGUGAAACAGAACCAGCAGCAGCACCACAACGGCACUGGAGCGGACAAGACGGCGUCGUCGAGGAACAACAACUCGGCCGGCAACAACGGCCAGAAAUCUUCGGGGAAAUCGUCCGGCGGCGGCGGCGGCGGCGGCGGCAACGCGCCCGUCAACAACAACAACAAAAUGUCGCCGACGAUAAACGGCGGUGUCGGCGGUGUGGGCGGGGGCGGCGUGACGAGUUCGACGGCCGGCAACUCGCCCGUGUCCACCGGCACGUCGCUGUCGUCCAGUCGACAGUCGCCGCCCGGCGGUGGAUCGUCGUACAUCAAGCCGAUACUGAGCGGCACGCCGCCACAACCGCCGUCUGCCGUGUACCUCCCGAGUUCCGGCGGUGGAGGUAAUACGCCGGGAUCGAUAUGGAGCCCCGCCAUCACGGAACCACCGCCGGGACUGGUGGACUUGCACCAUCACAGCACCAGGUCGUCUCCAGUAGGCUCCAGCGGAGGUUACUCGACCAACGGCAGCACCGGUGGCAACUGUUAUUCGUCUCAUCACCACCAUCACCAACCGCAUCAUCACCAUCCGCACCACCAUCACGCGGCGGCGCAUCAUCACCAGAACUACGGCGGUUACUACUCGAACAUGGACUAUCUGGCACCACCGCCGACAAUGUCGUCGCAUCAAACAGCCGAGAACGGUUCGGAGUCGGCUUGGGUGAAGCGCGAAGACGCGUCGUCGUGGUUUUACAACUCGGCGGGCUGGGAACGCAAGUAAACAACUGGAACCAGGGCCAGGGCUGUUGCACGCCGCCGCCUACGUCUUCCCGCGAAGCUGCCGCCCGUCAUCCGCGGCCGGCAGAGAUGUAUCUUUUCGCGGGGCGGCCUAUACAUAAGUGCAUGUAAAUAAAUUAUCAUAUUCGGGCUGAUGCCGAGGACGACGGCGGGGACACGUCAUGACCAACAGCUUCCUGAAAACCACACAAAGAUUGUACAAUAUGAAAAAUAAAUAGGCUGACAUCGUUUUAAAUUAAAUUUUCGACUCGAGCGCGCACGUCAGACGUCCUUAGAAUAAAAUUAUGAUAAAAUAAUAAUAUUAUAAUGACUUAAAUAUUGUAUAUUCAGUGUGGAUGCGUGCUCGUUUACUGCACCGGUUCACCGAUCGAUGUAUCGACGAUCAGGAGUAAAUUAUAACGCGUCGUAGAUGAUCAACUAGAACAGCUAUGGUUCGGUAAAAUAAUAUAAUAAUUAUGUUGUCGUAUUUAAUAUAAAAUGUGUGUGUGUGUAAACGGUUACGUGUAUAAAUGACGUGUAAUAAUUACGUAGUGCAGUGAAGCCACUCUCACAUACGCUAUAGGUACCAAUAUUGAUAAGAUGGUUUCAAAUUUCAAUUAGAUAUGGUUCAAACAGUAAUCUUAUUACUAAAAGAGUUUUGCCACACAAGCACACAAUAUUAUACACGUUUCGUGUAAACGUCAACUUAUUUAAGAAUUUUAGUAAAAGUAAAGGUUUCAGGUAAAUCUAUUAAUUUUUUUCCUCAGAGGUUUCACUGCGCUUAUAAUAGUAAUGCAAAUGUCGUGUGUAAAAUAAAUCUUCAGUGAUCUCGUUAAACUUGUUAAUUUUCGAUACAAACUGUUAUUGUACUUAACCUUCUUCUAUACGCGUUGGUCAUUCGUCAACUUGCACGAGCCACAUUAAUCUGCAGAUCGAAGAAUUUCGGAUUUAAUUUACCGCGUAGACGACAUAGGCGGUAGUCUAUUAAAAUUUCAAAGGAGCUAAUAUUUUUAACAUUAAUCUAAGCCUCCCAAGCACCCCGGGGGACUUUCGCCAAUGGUAGACGAUCUAAAAUAUUCUUAUAACCGAUCAAAACGAUAACCGAAUAACCGGCAAUUAAAGUUUAUUUGCAUUUAUGUGCCAAUAAAUCCUAGACUAGUUCCGAAAUCGUGUAAAUAAAAAUAUUUUACCAAUAGAAGAACACGUAUCUCCAAUGUAACAGUAUAAUAAAAACCGUUAUAGCAAUGUAUUCAUUUAACUUUUGUUACGUGUAUCGAUUAAAUAAUAACAUAUAGAUACCUACCAAUAAUGCGUACUAUGUAUAAGAAAUUUUAUUUCAUUCGAUUAUUAGAUUUUUGCCGAUUGUUCGAUCGAUUAUUUACGAGCAAGUCGAUAACCGAUGAUUUAUUAUGAAAUUGCAUAAUCCCCCGGCACAAUACGCGACCACCCCUCGGCCACGCCCAUAAACCAUCGUAUGUACAUGAUCGUAUAUUAUGUUAUUGUCGGAUGUUAAACCGAACGCGAGAGGAUGUACACACGCUAAUAUAAUAAUAUGACGAUACGACAAGCCAGGGGCGCGGUUUCAGAUUUUCAAUAGGGAUCUGAACACUUAAUAAGCGACCCACUUUUGCUUUCCGAGGGAUUUGCAGCGUACGAUAAAAAGGUUAAAAAGCACAGCUAUUAGAAAAUAUCGUUGUCACAUCUUAACUAAUAAUCAGUAAAAAUUAAUUUUUCCAUCCUUUAAUUGCCACAGAUUGCGAGUAGGGAAAUAUUGAUAUACAUAGUCAACUCAUCAAUGAUGUUGCUCAAUGAUUGUUUUGCAUAUCCGGGCUACAGGGAAAAUAAGUCACCUGAAUGACGUACCGCGCCUGUAAGAGCGUAUUUAUGGGGGUGGACUAUGUGGCAAAAGUGACUAGUUUUUCUACAAGGGUAGUUGGCGAAUUCAAAAUGACAUGCGUGUUUAAACAAAAUAAAUUUUGUGUAAUAAGAUAGGUGGCACAGGCCACAAGUAUAUAAUUUGAUUUAUAGUCGCUUAUACCAGCCCAAGUCAUCAUAAUCAUUUUUCAAAUUCCUAACCAAAUAACCAAUACGGCUGUUUGCAAAGUUUUUUUGAAUGUUGUUAUAUCGAAUUUCAAAGUUCACAAAAAUGAAAUAAUUAGAGUCCGCUCUACAAUCAUAUAUUCAUGGAUAUUAGGUAUAGACAUUUUAUUAGAAAGUUGAGAGUAUCAAAAUUCUUAGAUGUUCGAUUGUUAAGAACAUUUUAAUAUAUUUAAAUAUUAUAUAGCAUAUUAGUUCAUACCUAAUCUAUUUAUACGUCUACUGAAAUGUCUUUUGCAAUAAGAGUUUUUUAUCUUUAUCUUCAAGUUUCGUUCAUUUCAUAGAUCUAGUUUUCUGAACUAUCAAGAUGAUCAAACUGUCUAUAAAGUAUAGAAUUUUAAAAAUAUAUAAGCCAAAAAAGUAUUUUUAAUAAUAUUUUUUUGGAAACUAACAAUUGUGUAUUUUUGUUCAGACAAAAUUAUAUCGGUGUUUGUAGGUCGGAUUCUAAAUCUUAUAAAUAAACAACAUUCGAUAAAACAAUUUUUUUAAAUUUUUUGUGUUUUAUUAUUAUUAUCACUAUUAUUAUUAUUAUUAUCAUUAUUAUUAUUAUUAUUAUUAUUAUAUACAUGUACAUAUUAUAUACGGUGUGAAUUUGGGGAGCGAUAUUUUUUUUUAUUUUGAAGGGUUUAGCCAAGCCCCUCUCCCCCCUAUAAGCGAACCCUUAUAUCCGCCAAAACUCCACGCUCUCCAAAACAGCGCCCCUGCCCAAACUCGCAGGCCUAUCAUCGAAAAUGGACGGACAAUAAUACCAGAUGUGUGUAACGCGUAAUCUUUUCAAAAACAAUCGGGCUGACGUACCUAUACUCGUCGAAUGUUCCUUCUCGUAUAUCUGUAUUAUUUUUUUUUUAUUCCUCCGUCGCCUUUACAAUAAUAUUUCAUAUAUUUUAUUAGACAGCGUUCAAAGCCGCGCGUUUAGUUCUGUACCAAAAAAUAUUUCGUCUCCAUUAGUUUCGAGAUUUUUAAUCGAUCUUCGAUUCGAAAUCAAAUGACUAUUUGGGUCAUCAAUUAUUUACGUUCAAUAAUAUCGGAAACAAUUUACCAUGCAAUUAAUAAUAUAACAAAUAUUUUGUUACAAAUCAUUAUAACAGGUGGGUAUGUGGAAAAAACACGUUUCUACCUUAUUAGGAACUCGGUCAGUGUCGUGAUUAGUAAUAGAAAGGACUCUGGUUGAAUAUAGUUGCAUCCAGCAUUAAUAGCCACACGUAUAACUCCGUUAAAAACUCAUACAUUAUAUUUAUUUUCGAAAGAAUCUGUAAAGGUACAUAUUAUUUUCAUUCUUCAAAUUACUUUUUAACAAUAUCUUUAACAAACUCGGUAGGUAGUUAUGCAAUGUUUUUGUUUUGAUAGUUUAAAUCGAAUUUUCAAUCAAGCGUUUAAAAUAUUUCUUAUUAUAUUAAAUCUUGUUUUUCAUUUUAUUAUAUUAUAUUAUUAUAUAAAAAAAAAACAUUUCAGUGGUGGAUUUGUGCCCACCCGCCCAUCGGGCCUACGUGCUCACCCGUUAUUAAUGACGAUUACGCGAGGGCGGUGUUGUUUAUUACUCGAAAUUAUCAUGUAAAUAUUGAAUCGGAGAAAAAAAAUUAUAAAAAAAAAAAUGUUUGUUUAUGUGUAAAUAAUAAUAAUAAAUGUUGUAUACAUUUCUCCAUACAUAGGUAUAUAUUAUUAUAUAAAUAUUGUAUUAAGCAAAUGGUAACGAAAUCUUUUUUUUUUUUAGUAUCUAUAUUAUUAUAAAAAACAUAAAUUUUAGAUAAUUAUUUGCAAGUUGUAUAAUAUUCUUAUAUUGAAAACAAUAUUAUAAUAUAUAUGUGUAUAAAAUAUGUGUACGUUAGAAUCGGUCUUUCUUUUUCAAAGACACGAACUGUGUUCCAAAUUUUGUUUUUUUUUUUCGCAAUUAGUUUGAUCGUAUAACAUUAUAUUAUUAUAAUACACUAUAUCUAUAUAUUAUAUAUAAAUAUCAUAUUAUAUUGUACAUUAUUACAGUUAAGAAAUAAUAAAUUAUGCAAAUUAUUUUAUAGUGUAAAAUAAAAACUCAA
Molecule: messenger RNA, 5938 nt
Organism: Metopolophium dirhodum (rose-grain aphid)
Lineage: Eukaryota; Metazoa; Arthropoda; Insecta; Hemiptera; Aphididae
Product: homeobox protein OTX1-like
Exons: 7
Coding region: 550-1815 (421 amino acids)
Biological process (GO): regulation of transcription by RNA polymerase II
Cellular component (GO): nucleus
Molecular function (GO): DNA-binding transcription factor activity, RNA polymerase II-specific; RNA polymerase II cis-regulatory region sequence-specific DNA binding
Source: RefSeq, a predicted model, not a curated record